UAUCUCAGAAAGUCAUACAUUCCUGGAUAAAGUUCAGAGCCAAUGUGGGAUCUGUGAAGGUCAGCUGAAGAUGAGGUCAUCAGUGUGCAUUAUUGCUCUGGUGGUUCUGGUUCUGCCUGGCGUGCACACAUUUAUGCCAAUAGGUAGUGGCAACACGCAUGUGACCAUCACCGGCAAUGCUGUGAUGAAAAAGAUCUCUGAAGUAUGUGAGGCGGUGGCUGAGUCAGAAGGAAGACCAUUCAAACCAGCAGGUUCCUCUGCAGAGGAACUGUUACGUGCGUGUUUGGGUACAGACACUGGUCAGGUGUCAGGUGCCAAGUUCCAUGAAGCCCUGAAUCAGAUUUACAUGCAGAAUGGACUAGUGGAUCGUGACUUUGUGUCCAGUAACCCGCAUCACUUCAAUAGUGAGGCUUUUAAGGAGGGACAUUCUCUGAUCAUCCAGGGUAUCGCCUCAGUCAAAGCCAGCAUUCGUAAAGAUAACUUACAGGCUGCUCGGGAAACACUAGGAAGAGUCUUACACACUCUACAGGAUUUUUACAGCCACACUAAUUGGGUGGAUCUGGGUAACAAGAAAAUAUAUGUCAACCUCAUUAGAGCAGAUCUCACCAUCGACAAUGUUGCAGAUGUGGACACCCCAACCUGCAGUGACUGUGCCAGCGGUACUUGUUCAAACCCUGUGCUGCCCUCUAUUAUAAAACAGAGGAAACUCACAUCAGGAUACAUGGGCCUGUUUUCUUCCAACAAACCUAAAGGUAAAUGCAGUCAUGGUGGAAAUGAUGAUCUGAGCAGUACCCAGAAUCCUCGUGGUGGGAUCAGUAAAGAUGAGCGCCGUGCCCAUAACGCAGCCCUACACGACACCGCAGUUGCACUGGCAACAGAUGCUACUCUUGAGCUCCUGGAGGAUAUUCGUGGAGCCAUUGGCAAUAAAGAUUAUUUGCGGAUGAUGGGCAUUGCUCGUACUGCUGUCUUAUGCUUUGUAAUUGACACAACAGGCAGCAUGGCUGAUGAUAUUGCCGAGGCCAAGAGAGUUGCAUACCAAAUCAUUGACAGUAAGAAAGGGACACAGGAUGAACCUUCAGAAUAUAUAUUGGUCCCAUUUAAUGAUCCCAGCUUUGGACCACUUAUAAGGACAACAAACUCAGACAAGAUGAAGACUGAGAUUUCAAAACUCGAUGCAAAGGAUGGUGGCGAUGAACCAGAAAUGUGUUUGUCAGGACUGCAGCUGGCUCUGACUGGAGCUCCUUCAUCCUCUCAAAUUUAUGUUUUUACUGACGCCUCUGCAAAAGACGUGCACUUAGAAAGAACCGUCAUCGCCCUCAUCCGCAGCACCAAGUCCACAGUCUCUUUCUUCAUAACAAAUACUAAGAGAUCAACAAGAUCUUUGAGCACGCAGGAACGCUCAGGUUUCCUGGUGUAUUAUAACAUGGCUUUGGCCUCUGGAGGUCAAGCUAUAGAAGUCUCUAAAGCCAGCCUGCCCAGUGCUACUGACAUCAUCUUAGACACCUCCACAUCUGCUUUGGUAACGAUCCUGCAACGAGCCAGGAACCCAGGUCGUGUGGAGAAUUUCCCCUUCCUAUUAGAUGCAUCUUUGUCCAAUGUUAUUGCUUAUUUGACAGGAAAUAACCUCAGGUUCACUCUCUAUAGCCCAUCAGGUGUGUCUCAGCCUUACACUGCAAAUAAAGGGCCUCUCGCUACGAUUCAGACCGUGGGGAACCUUCAGCGGCUUCACUUGAACAAUUUAACUGAAACGGGCCUGUGGCGCAUCAGCAUGGAAUCCACAGAGGCCUACACCAUCAAAGUGACAGGUCAAAGUGCAAUAACUUUAAUUUACAACUUCGUGGAGGAAUUCAGUGGACCCCACUCAGGAUUUGCUAUUAUUGAUGGUCGCCCACAGAAAGGCUUACCUGCUAAGCUGUUACUGACAGUAACUGGACAGAAGGGUGCUGAAGCUCUGAAGCUACAGGAAGUUGCUCUAGUGGACGUUUCAAACACCAAUGUGGCGAAUGGAACCAUGGAACAAAUGGAUGGUGGAAACUUUCUGGUUACUGUAAAUCAAGUUCCAGAAGGAGAAUUUGUGGUUAUGAUGAACGGAGAAGAUACAACCACCUCAAGCUACUUCCAAAGGCAGACUACAACACAGAUGUCCCAGACUAAAGUCACUGUCAAGGCUGUAGUAAGCAGAGCAAUGGUGCCAGGAAAAGACUUUAAAGUACUUUUUACAGUAACUACUAAUGGAGCCGGUGGAGUCUUCAACAUUAAUGCUAAGAAUGACAAAGAUUUUCCUCUGACAUAUGACCCCAGCCUUACCGUGAACACAGGAGGUCAUACUUCAGGCACAGUGACUGUCAAACCUCCUGCAAACACCGCAUCAGGAACUGAUGUUACGCUGACCAUUCUGGCUGAAGGGCCUGUAGCUGCUGAUUCUAACUAUGCCGUGCUCCGCCUUUCAGUCCUCGCCGAGUUAACUGACUUUACUCCUCCGAAGUGUGAGAUUAUUGGCACAACUGCUAUCUGUCCAUCUAACUGCUCCCAGUCAAGCUGGAACCUGUCUGUCAACAUCACAGACGGCAAUGGUACUGGUAUUGAACACAUCUCCAUCCAGAAAGGCAGUGGCAAAUUCUUCUCUGAGACUGUGGAGGAUGGGGGUAUAACCGUAGUGAUGGGUUACUACACUGCCUCCUGCUGCUCACCUGAUGUAAUUGUGACCGCUGUUGAUAAGGUGGGAAAUGUAGGGAAAUGCACACACUCUGUCCAGAGGAGCGGAGGGGUUUCCCACAGUCUGUCUCUGCUUCUGUGGGCCUGUCUGGUGGUUUCAGCCCUGAACAUAAUGCGUGAUGUGCUUCCACUGUAAUGAAAAAAAUGCAUAAAUAAUAAAGUCCUUGAGCAACCACAUAAAAAACUUCCCCGAUACAAUAAAAAUGACUUACACCACAGUGUUUAAGGUCAAAGGUGAGUGAAAUACUAUCACAUUAUUGUCAAAUAUUAUUUUAAAUCAGUUUAAUUUAAUAAAUUAGUAGAAAUGCUAUACAUUUCUAUUUAAACCAAUUUAAAUCUUUUUUCUGGCAAAGAUACUCGAUACGCCAAAACCUAAUUUUCUUCAGUCAGUAAAUGGCCAUCCAUAUCUUAUUCAACUAUUAAUUAAAUAUGAACUGAGAAUCUGUUUAGCAAGUUUUAAUCUAUACUCUGCUUUUGCUUAUGAGUGCAUGCGUAUAAAUAUUCAUAAAUACACUAUAUGGCC
This is a messenger RNA of Ictalurus furcatus (blue catfish), 3238 nucleotides long. It is a transcript of the gene vwa11, whose product is annotated as von Willebrand factor A domain containing 11. The record is from RefSeq and is a predicted model, not a curated record. The transcript is spliced from 17 exons. Bases 71 to 2851 code for a protein of 926 amino acids. Lineage: Eukaryota; Metazoa; Chordata; Actinopteri; Siluriformes; Ictaluridae.